UCUCGCUUGGCGACUCCGUGUCUCAUUGCUACUUUUCAAACUCGUUAGUAAGAGCAGCAUUAACCCAAAUAUCCAAAUAGGUUUCUAAUUUUUUAUUAUUUUUUUUGGUCGAUUUUUUUUUUUUUUUUUAAAUUAAAAAAGAAUCAAUCGCAGGCUGCCACGUAUCAGUGGGACCCGCGCACAGUAAAAAAACUCCACUACAUAUGUUUCUUAUUUGGCUACAUUUAGCUCUUUUCUUCCUCGGUUCCCCCAUUUUUGUGGUCUUCUCCUCUCCUAAAAACCCUCUUACAUACCUGGUUAAUGCUGCUCUAAGAGCAACAUUAUCGGUGAGAUGAAGAGAGAGAGAGAAAGAGAGUCUCUUAUUUUGUUUUUGUUUUUCUGGUCGUUAGAAAGUAAGAGACAGUCUUCAAUUAAGGGUUUUUCUCUUCUCUUUCUUUCUCGGUUCUCACCCCCUCUUCUAAGGGAUACCUUAAGGGACUCCCAAUAAUAGUGCCCUAAUAUUCUAAUACCCUUUGUUCGUCCUUUAAUCAAAGCCAAAAAAAAAAAAAAAAAGAGAAUAUAUCAUGUUCUUGUUUAUGAAGAUAAAUGUGAUAUAUUUUCUAUGUAUUUUUUAUUACUUGAAUUAAAGGUGUAAACUUUAAUAAAUAUUAAUUGAUAAAAUAAAUUUCUUGAAUUACAGAAUUACUACUGAUUUAGAAUCAUAUGGAAUUAUUUGGAAUAAAAAUGAUUAUAACUAAAAUAUUAAUUUAUAGUGUAUGGAAUUAUAUGGCAGAUGUUCAUCACCUAAUUCAAUGGACCUCCACUCCAUAGAUAGCAGUACCCAGAUUAUAAAAUUGAAGAGUCUUCAUUAUUUUCCGUUCACUCUUCAAUGGACCUCCCUCCCAUAUAUAACAAACAGUGCUCAGUUUAUAAAAUAGAGCAGUCUCUCAUUAUUUUCCGUUGACUCUUCUAUUCAAAUAUUCCGCUCGAUAAUAAAUGACAAACUAUGGCGCGAUUCCAACGUCGUCUCAUGCAUCACCGUCACCACCGGUGGUCGAUGUCGAGUCUUUAUCGAGCGACAACCAACGUACGAAAGCCGCGCGUGCCAUGCCCCGUCGUCCUUGGGGAGUGAUGUUGGACGUCCACGCCAUAGGGCUUCCUUGCAGCGUCUCCGAUGCUUCAUCAAGAAUCAAAACGAACUGCAAUUACUUUCUGAUGAACUACAGUAUCUUCCUUUCCAUCAUCUACUUGAUAGUCAUCUACAGUGGUCUUAUCAAGCAUCCUGUCUCGCUCAUCGCCUUCACCGUGUUGGUUUCCAUCUAUAUCUUCUUCUUUAACCUCCAGUACCACGAGCCAGUCGAGUUGUUCCAUUAUCAGAUCAACGGUUGGACGUUUCUGAUUGUUAAGAUUUGCUUAAUUUUCUUAGCUGUCCUUCUCCUCUUAUGGACCAAGGAGACGUACAGCUUCCGUUGGCCGUUGUUGAUCGGAUGUGUUGUGAUAUUGAUCCAUACGGUGGUUAGGAAGACGGAAGAUCUCUUCCUGGAUGAAGAGGCUGCGGGGACGACUGAGACUUAUUGGAAUUGGGGUCUCAUACUUGCUCUGUUUCUUCAGAUUUGUUUAGGGUGAGGGAUGAUACGACUUUAGAAGUUUGAAUUGUUACCAUUUGUCAAAACAAUUAGCAGUGUGAUUGAUAAAAUGUAUAAUUUUUUUUUUUUCACAGAAUGUAUAUAUUAUUAUAUAAACUUUAAAUACGUUCGAACGUCUCAUGUUCUUUUUU
Brassica napus (rape) is the source of this 1756-nucleotide messenger RNA. Its product is annotated as PRA1 family protein F3-like. The record is from RefSeq and is a predicted model, not a curated record. The transcript has a single exon. Bases 976 to 1605 code for a protein of 209 amino acids. Gene Ontology annotation, biological process: vesicle-mediated transport. NCBI's taxonomy places the organism in Eukaryota, Viridiplantae, Streptophyta, Magnoliopsida, Brassicales, Brassicaceae. Gene Ontology annotation, cellular component: Golgi apparatus; endoplasmic reticulum.